Phascolarctos cinereus (koala) is the source of this 1851-nucleotide messenger RNA. It is a transcript of the gene CD80, whose product is annotated as CD80 molecule. Gene Ontology annotation, biological process: cell surface receptor signaling pathway; T cell costimulation; negative regulation of T cell proliferation. The record is from RefSeq and is a predicted model, not a curated record. NCBI's taxonomy places the organism in Eukaryota, Metazoa, Chordata, Mammalia, Diprotodontia, Phascolarctidae. Gene Ontology annotation, cellular component: external side of plasma membrane.
CAGUUAACGAGACUGAUUUUCCAUUUCAAGGCUGGAAGCCUGUGGAAUAAGAGGGUCAGCUCUCAUUGUAACUUUUUCUAGAGAAGAAAAGGAAGGAAUUCGACUUUGGCAUUUGGAGUGAACUGGACUGGAUGGGAAUGGAACUAGGCAUGGCCCAAACCAGGCUCUUACCCCUCAAGCUCCUUUUGCUCUUUCCAGCUCUUGCCUGCCUCAGCUCAGGAGAGACCCAGGUGGCAAGAGUGAAUGAACCUGCUACCUUUUCAUGUGACUAUAAUAUUCCUAAGAAGGAAAUGACAAAUUAUCGAGUCUACUGGCAAAAUGCUGAGAGAGUAGUACAGGCCUAUGUACCUGGGAAAAAGAUCGAAGAGCUCAUCGACCCCUCUUAUGUGAAUAGGACGACUGCAAUUGACUUGUCCAAUAACCUCUCUGUCACGAUCCUUUCUCUACAAGUGCCGGAUGAGGGCACCUAUGAGUGUAUAGUACAGAAAUUGGUAGGAGGACAAUACAAACGUGUCCACAAGCUUGAUGUGAAAUUAUCGAUUAGAGCUGACUUCUCAGAUCCUAAUAUCCUUAUGCAUGAAGGAGAAUUGUCUCAGAGGAUAACUUGUUCAUCUAGCAAAGGUUAUCCACAACCUAAGCUCUUCUGGUUGAAAGAUGGGAAAGAACUAGCUUCCUUCAACACCACCAUUUUCCAAGACCCAACAACUAGGCUGUAUAGUAUUGACAGUGAACUCUGCGUCAAUCAAACCAACAAUUUCUCUUUAACCUGCUUAAUCACGUAUGGUGAUUUUCAAGUGUCAACAAAUGUUACAUUAAAAAGAGACGUACCCCCUGAGCCAACUCUCCAACCAUCCAUCAUUGCUUCUAUAGUGAUAAGUAUCUGCUUUUUCUUCAUAGCCUUGAUACUGUAUCUGAAACGACACCACUGCCAGUUCUGUAAACAACCAGAGGCUGGCCUCUACUCUGUCCCCCAAGGACUCGCUGUGGCAGCCACAGAGGAAGAGGCAAAUGACUUGGUGUUCCCACUAGCCAAUGUUGAACGGGCUACAACAUCUGGCAAGGCAGCCAGUGUGUGAAGGUCCCACCUGGCUUUUCUUCAGAAUGUCUUGAUGUCCAUCCAGACUGUCCUCGCCCCUGCCCCAGGUUUAUUUACUCUAAUUCUUGGAUGCCUCUCUACCUUCUCUCAGUGGCUUCUCAGCGGGAAGGAAAUGGAAGAGGAAAGAAGCAGAAGAACUUCUGAUAACUUUAACCAGCUGCAUUUAUUCUGGAAUUUGUCAGAGCUAGAAAGAGCCUGGGACAUCCUCUCUCAUUUCACCCAGGGGACCUAGGAGAACCAGAGGUUCAAGGUUACAUUAAGCAACACAUCAGAGACCAGAACAAAGCUCCUUCCACUGGAGCCCGCUAUCUCUCUGUCAGGGAAGUGAAUUUCAUUUGAUCUGGUUUCUGAAUUAAGCCCUGGGGAGAUGUGUAUAUUGCUGCUAGGGAGACAAAAUGCAGCAUAUGAGACUACAUGUAAAAGAUACUUUGCUUUGGGGGUGGGGGGUUAAUCAUGGAGACAGUUCCUUUUUCACUGUUCUCCUUUGCUGCUUUUCUUCUUUGUUUCAACUUUCCCCCCAGGGCCUAGGAAAAAGUGGCAGAAUAGUCUCAAGCUCCUAAAAUAUUAAAGAUCUUGUCAGAGUUAAGUGGCUGGAGAGGUCAAAUGCAGUAGUCAGGAUCAGGGCAGUUCCAGGAACCAAGUAUUCUGACACACCUCUAGUUCAUAUUGGACUGAUAGUUUUCCCUAAAUGGCUUUAAGCUAUAUUUUAAUUUGUUAAUAAAACAUUUUUUAUGAAAGUUCUCAUUCAUGAUGAA